Molecule: messenger RNA, 2677 nt
Organism: Ostrea edulis (European flat oyster)
Lineage: Eukaryota; Metazoa; Mollusca; Bivalvia; Ostreida; Ostreidae
Exons: 2
Coding region: 1971-2597 (208 amino acids)
Source: RefSeq, a predicted model, not a curated record
GAAUUAGCCAAUCAAAUUACUCAAUUUUCCUGACAAUUCCUGACAGAAAAACUUAUCUUAAAUCAUGCAAUAAACACUGUCUUCUUUAUACAAAAUGAUAUGCAAGUAAAAUUAAUUGAUUCAAUAAAAAUAAUUGAAUAACUUGCCUAGUUAAUUGAUUCAAAUAGAUGCUGAAUUCACUGCACUAUAUUUUGUGACUUCACUACUAACAAGGAAGAAAAUGUAUCCUUAGGCAUGCACAAAAUAGUUCCAAAUUAUGUAACAAUAAAAUGGGACUGUAAUGAUAACAACAAUUAAAGACUGAAUCAUAUUGACUAAAUCUUAUCAUCUAUGUGAAUUCUAAAUGAAACAACAACACAUAGUAGCCAUAAGGUAAGUUUGUAUCACUUUGAAUUAAUGCGCCAACUUCACUGUUGAUGAUGUCAUACAAUGGCAGCCUCUAUGUACUUAACUCUGUGUGCACCUAAGAUAAAGAUGUGUAGGAUAUAUGAAUUAAACAUAGGAUAUAGACCAAACAAUCUAUGGGAUAUUUCACACAGGUAAGUGUACUAAUUAAUAGUCAUUGAUUGUGAACUGUAGGAUGCAUUUCAUUCAUAGAAAACAUGUGGAAAAUAAAAUACAGCUGGACCUCAUGUUUAUAUAUCGUCGGAGGCCCUAAAUUCGUUACAGUCCUAGAGUCGUGUCCCUUUUGUUUUCCUCGCGUAUCUCGCGAGAUUUUAUCCGAGGUUGCGCAAUCCGUGAGAAAAUUUUUACUAUGAUAUGUGACGUCACAUCUUAAUACACAACAGCGGACAGUGCGAUCAAAACAGGUUAAUCCUGUGUCCAAAAAGAAAAAAUACAGACUGUAUUCUCCCACAGCUUUGACAAACGCCUACAAAAUGGUAAAGGAACACAAAAUGUCGGUUAAAAAAGCAUCGAGAAUGUUUCAUGUGCCUGAUACAACUCUCAGGGAUAGAGUUCUACAGAAGGUAGAUCCAGAAACUGCAGUUUUUGGAAAAAGUCCUGUGCUGGAGUGCUUUGAAGAAGCAAAUCUUGUUAGACAUUUUAAGGCAAUGGUAGCUUAUGGGUAUGGAUACACUAGACAGGAAUGUGUUGAUAUUGCGUCUGAUUAUGCUGUGCAUCUUGGCAAAAGAACAAUGGACAAGCCAUUUACAAUGAAGUGGAUAAGGGGAUUUCUCAAAAGAUGGCCUGAGCUCAAAGUCUUAAAGCCAAGGGGACUUGAACAUGUGCGAGCAAAGAUGGCAUCCAAAGAGACAGUUGCUGAGUAUUUCAAGAAUCUUGCAAACACUAUCUCAACAUAUAACAUGCAUGACAAGCCGCAUCUCAUUUAUAACAUAGAUGAAUAGGGCAUAUCCAUUGAUCAUAAACCACCAUCAGUUGUAAGUGAUUCCACAUACUGCCCACAGGCUGUAACUUCUGGUCGGGGGAAAACUAUUACUAUUCUCGGAGGAGGAAGUGCCAGUGGAGUUGCCAUACCACCAUUUUUUAUUUUCCCUGGGAAGCGGAUGAGACCAGAAUUAUUAAAUGGGGCAUGUCCAGGAACUAAUGGGACUAUGAGUGAAACAGGUUGGUCAAAUGGUGUUAUAUUCCGUGAAUAUUUAGAAAACCAUUUCUUGAAGUUUGUACCUCGGAGAGACAAUGAAAAGGUUCUUCUACUUUUGGAUGGACACCACUCCCAUGUUUCUGUUAAUCUGGUAGAAUGGGCAAAACAGCAGGGCAUCAUCAUUUUCAUUUUACCUGCACAUACCAGUCACAUCUUGUAGCCCAUGGAUGUCUCCUGCUAUGGUCCCUUAGAGAAAAUAUACAACAACCUGUGCCACAAAUUGAUGAGGGAGUCCUCUGCUAACAUUACCCGAUAUAAUGUAUGUGAUGUUGCUGGUAAAGCAUACACUAGAGCACUUUCUCCAGAAAAUAUUCAGUCUGGAUUCAGAAAAACAGGUAUCUCCCUUUUGAAUUCUUAAGCGAUCAGGAUGGAAUGUCUGGCUCCAACAGAGGUGUUCAAACAAAUCAGCCCUGAUGUAAACUCAACACUAAGUGAAAAGAAUACACACAAUGAUAAUGGCAAUUCAGAUACUGAGGAAGAAGACAGGGGCUUUGUAAUGGAAUUAGUGAACAAAGAGAAACACUUGAAGGACGUAAAGAGUGAUUCAGUUCGCAAGGAGAGAAAAACAUUAAGUAAGAUAGUGGCAGGGAAGGAAAUUUCUGAUGGAGUAAUUGAGAAAAUGGUGGAGCAUGAAAGAAUUCAGAAAGGAUCACAUGGGGGGAAAAAGUCAACCAGUGUGAGGAAAGCCAAACCAAAAAAGGAAAUUGUUUUCGUUGAUGACACUCAACAACCAGGGCCAUCAGCUGUAAAUUUUAUUUCUGAUGAUGCCAAUAGUGACUCGGACAGUGACACUGAGAACAUAGAUCCAUCGAAGCUUUGUUGCAUUUGUCACAGAUGGCAACCGGAACAGAUCAAGAAUUGUGUUUAUUUAGUGUUUACCAAAUGGGCACAGUGUGACAGAUGUAACCACUGGGUUCAUUUAAUUUACUGCUCACCUGUGAGAUUUAUUAGAAGGAAUGACUCGUUUUUCUGUCCUCACUGUACAGAAGAGUGAUUAAAACGUUUACAAUUAUCCCAAUAUGCUUUACUAGCUGUUAUCAUUAUAUUGAUUAAAUUUUUUUAUUGUUAAUUACA